Chironomus riparius is the source of this 848-nucleotide messenger RNA. The record is from the annotation of a GenBank genome assembly. Lineage: Eukaryota; Metazoa; Arthropoda; Insecta; Diptera; Chironomidae.
GACAGCUUGAGGAGAAAAAAGAAAGUGAAAAAAAUCCGACAAUUGGCAUCACAAAAGUUCGGCUUAUGCUAAAAAUUGUUCCAGAUUGAAACCAACCGCGGUCUGUUCAACACGCAUCACUAGUGCCUUUCUUGUUAAUUGUGAAAAUAUUAUAAAAUGGCUAGAAUUCCACAACUAAAGAUUUUGACGGAGGAACAAGCCAAGCUCGUUCAAACUGACUGGGAUUAUAUCAGAACUCAAGCUGUAGAAAUCCUUUACAAUUUCUUUGAAAAAUAUCCAGGAAAUAUGAAACAUUUUAAAGCCUUCGCUGGCAAAGACUUAGAUGACCUUAAGGAAACCCCUGAAUUUGCUGCUCAUGCUGAAAAAAUUCUUGGAGUUUUUGGUCAAGUCAUUGACCUCUUGGGCAAGGAUAUUGAUGGAAUUAAGAAGAUUCUCAACGAAAUGGGGAAUAAUCAUAGAGCUAGAGGCACUUCCAGAUUUGCUUUCAUGGAAUUCAGAGAAGCAUUGAUGGAAUUUUUGCGCUUUAAUGUUGGUAGUUCUUACGAUGGAAUGCAGGCAUGGACUGAUGCUAUCGAUUGCAUGUAUCACAUCAUCUACAACAAUCUUGAAGGAAAUCCAGUUUAAAAUAAUAUUUAUUCUAAUCUUAAAUUUAUUUUGUUUUGUUUGCAAUCAUCGAGUGCCAUAUCUGUUCAUGCUAUCAAAGGUCUUGCAAAAUUCUUUGCAUGGAUAGAACAAAAAUUCAAUUGCUGGUUAGAAAUAUGACAAAAAUUACACACACAAAAUGUAUUACCUUAAUUAUGUAAAUGUAUGAAUAAUAAUAAAAAUAUAAAUAAAAUUAAAUGACACCA